CCCGGAUGUUUUCCAUUAGCAACAAGAAAGCAUAAAAAUGGCCGACUCGGAGUCAAUGAGUCUCGAUACCAGCAAUGAUGCUGGGGACGAUCCACUGCAGGAUAUGUCAGAUGAACAACUUUUUCACAUGGUUGAGGAAAUGCUAAAAGAAAAUGACGUUCUUGCAACAGAAACACAGAUGUUUGAGAAAUAUCUCAAAAGAAAUGAGACAAAAGAUGCUUUGGGAGCUCCAGGACAGGGUGCUGCCACAACAGGAGUCAUUCCAUCAGCUUCCAACCAGGAUGUGAUGCGGGGUGUGAACAGGAAGAGGUCAAAAUCUAGAAGUAGUAACAUUGAUAAGUCUUCGAUGCGCCUUAACACAGAGCAGAAAUGUGACAUUGCGCAAAAAGAAAUUGAUGAACUCAAAGAAGAAAUUGAAAAAUUGAAAGAAAACUGUGAAAAGAUUCUUGAUACAUUUAAGGCCAUAAUGGAAGAAGCAGAUUUAAGAUUAGCGGAAACCAAGAAAGAGUCUUAUGAAUUUGAUCGAGACAUAUUGAAAGGUUCGGUCAAUGCUAGAACAGCAACAGUUAUGGCGGAGAAAGUUGUACGGUACUUUGAGGACAAACUAAGAUCUCGAGAUGCCUUAGUUGAAAAGCUACGCCUGAAAAAUUCAACAUUGAAAGUGCAGAAGAAAAAGUUACAUCUACAGCUGAAACAGAAAGAAGAGAUGGGAGAGGUCUUACAUGAGGUGGACUUUAAUCAACUCAAGAUAGAAAACCAGCAGUAUUUGGAGAAGAUAGAUGAGAGGAAUCAGGACCUGCUCCGAUUAAAGCUAAUGGCUGGCAAGACACUACAGGUCCUCAACUCAUACAAGAAAAAGCUACAUACAUUAACGAUGGAGUCCGAGAGAUUAAAAUCUGAAAUCACAGCCAGGAACGACCUGCUGACAAGAAUAGAUGCUGAAACAAAGGUGGUGGAAGUGGAACGUGCAAAAGCAGAGAAAAUAAACAGAAAGCUACGCCAACAACUGGCAGAUUAUAGAGUACCAGAAGUAAUGGACUACGUCACAGAAAAAGCCGAUUUGUACGAACUGCAGAAGAAAGUGCGGAGCUGGGAAAGGAAGGUUGAAAUAGCUGAGAUGGCACUGAAGACCCACAGAAAGUCAUGGAACCAACUGCAGGCAGGAGCCAAUCAGAUGCAAGCAACACAGUGGCGAAUGAUGGAGGCUGUGUAGUUUUGUUGGGGACUGAAUUGAGGACCUUUUAGAAAAAUUUCAAAAACAACAAAACUUUCACUGAUGUGUAGUGAAUGACACAGAAUAAAUUAUAGACCUUACAAUCAUGAUAACAGCUGUUGAAUUAGCACUGAUCCAAAGUUUGUUUAGUAAGCAGAAAAAAAAACCUAGAGUUGCUCUGGAAGGUGUUAAUACCACUGACCGGUAGGGUCAGUGGGUCAGUGUCAUAGAAAGCACUGGUCAAGUGGCACUCACAUCCACAAUUUCUGGUUCAUAUUUUCACUAGAAAUUUGUUGUAGAGUUUACAAUCAGCUGUUUUUGGAGCUAUUGUAUUUGCAGUUUGAAGAAAUAGCAAAUCUGUCUAUAAAUUACCAUUAAGUCCAACAUAAUUAAUUUUUACAACUUACAAGUAUGGAUGUUUUAAAAAUUCAAUGGAAAUAAUGUUGUUUGAUUAUGAGAGCUUCAUCACUUUUAUCAAGUAAGACUAAAUGGCCUUGAAUGCUGUUGAUGCUUGGUCAGUAUUGAGGUUUAUAUACAGAGAAGCUAUAAAAUGAGGCUGAUGGACACUAUUAGGGACUAUCAGCCAUUAGUUAGGUGAGGUGUACCAGCAACCACAACCUCUUCCUGUUGAAAACCUUCUGGAAUAUUUCUGACCACACCCAACAGUUACAGCUUACUCAACUUUGGAGUGUAAGAAGUUGGAAUUUUCCCGUUGUGCAAUGGACAGAUUAGAAGUAAAGUAUAUGUGUUUAGGCUUUGAAUAUGAGAAGGUAAGUUUGAUGGAUUUAUCACUGAAGUUAAUAUUUAUAAAUCAUUUUCAUACAGAUUUUACAUAUGUUGUAUAGACACGUGUUAUUCCUGUCAGACCAUUGUUGCCUGAAAUAGUUGUUACUACCUACAUAUCUUUAACAUUUACUGUGAUAUAUACUGUAUCUGGACCACAAUUAAACUGAUUUAAUGUGAUAUUCA
Molecule: messenger RNA, 2182 nt
Organism: Pecten maximus
Lineage: Eukaryota; Metazoa; Mollusca; Bivalvia; Pectinida; Pectinidae
Product: coiled-coil domain-containing protein 113-like
Exons: 8
Coding region: 38-1213 (391 amino acids)
Biological process (GO): cilium assembly
Cellular component (GO): ciliary basal body; axoneme
Source: RefSeq, a predicted model, not a curated record